UAAAAAAUAAAAUAAAAAUAAAUAAAAAAAUAUCAUGAUCUCUAUAUCGCUUGUUUUGCCCCUCUCUAAAACACAGUAGUGAAUAAUGUGAAAAUGGCGGUGGCGCUAAUCAGAAGAAUCACCAGCAACUCCGUCGUAAACCCUAAUUCCUUGCCUUCUUCUCUCCUUUCUCGCAGAGGCAUCGCUUCCAGACUCUUCGUCGGAGGGCUUUCAUUUUAUACUACUGAGAAGACACUAGCAGAAGCAUUUUCACAGUAUGGACAAGUGAUACAGACAAAAAUUGUACAUGAUCGUGUCACAGACAGAUCUAAGGGUUUCGGAUUUGUAACUUAUGCAUCAGAAGAUGAAGCUGAUAAAGCCUUGACAGAGAUGAAUGGAAAACAAGUACAUGGGCGCGUUAUAUUUGUUGAUUAUGCGAAGCCAGAGGCUGGAUUUCGUAGGGAAAUGCCCAUAGCACGAGGACCACCUGCUGCUUGAUGCUGAAUCUGUUGGCAUAAAUACAUCAAGUGAUGAUAACAUGAGUCCAUCAAUUUGGCUAACAUGCUGAUGCUAGGUACCUACACCCGAUUCAUAAUAUACCUUUGACAAAGCUACCAAGUCCAACCCAUAUAAUAUAGUGUUGGUUGGAUAUUCUAGUAAUUUCAGGGCUGUUAGUUCAUGGGCUUGUUUUUCAUCCUUUUAUCUCUAUCGAGUAUACUAGUCUUUGAUCGUUGAAAGGCUCAACUGCUUCAUGUCAAUGGAAGUUUGUUAAUGUCGACUAGCAGCCAGCACUUUACAUCAAAAACUGCAUUGCGGCUUAAGUUGAGAGAUUGAUGAAAUUUCAAUUUUCAAAUCGCCUGUAGUUAUUGUGUCAGCUGUUGAUAUAGAUGAAUAAGCUGAAGCUGAUCUCAAGCUUCCAUAUCUUUACGUACAGGUAAGAGAGUUAAUUGUAUAUACAGUUUCUCUGCUGAAUGAUUAAUUAUAGUCAAAGUUAUUUCCUGUUUUCAAUGAUAUUAUUCCUGCUGUACUAAUGGUACCAAGAAAAGCCAAAUCAAUGCCUGCAUGAUUUAAAAUUUUGAUGCAAAUA
Messenger RNA from Chenopodium quinoa (quinoa), 1066 nucleotides. Its product is annotated as small RNA-binding protein 11, chloroplastic-like. Gene Ontology annotation, molecular function: RNA binding. The coding region runs from base 94 to 477 and encodes 127 amino acids. Lineage: Eukaryota; Viridiplantae; Streptophyta; Magnoliopsida; Caryophyllales; Amaranthaceae. The transcript has 4 exons. The record is from RefSeq and is a predicted model, not a curated record.